AUGGUGUCAACGCGUGUGAAUAAGAAAAAAGGUAACGAAGAUGACGUCUUCGUAGAGGAUGUUGAAAUUGAAAUCGAAACGAAAGGACCGCCAACUUCUCAGCCGAGCUUUGAGAGGCGUUUUUUGAUAGCAAAAGAAGGCACGAUCUCGGGCAGCCAAAUCUAUAAACUCCGACACCCAAAGUUCAAUACAGGCGUGUUGUACCGAGUUGGACCUGAAGUCUGUGACGAGGUAGUACUUUCUGGCGAGGAGAAGCGUUCUUUCUUUUAUGGCGAUUCGGUGAUUGGCGAUGGGGCGUUCCGGAUUUGUGUUCCGGUCCACCCGCUAUUUUUGGCACUACCCUACUUGCUGAAGAAGAAGGGACGCUUUGAAGAGCUGGAUGAGGUGUUGGCAGACGAAGAACUUCCAGAAAUAGCUGUAUUGAAGAAGAAUGAGCAAUUUAACAAGCGAUUGGAGAUGAUUGCCGACAAGAAAGAAAUUUGUGACGAAGUGCUGUAUCGGUACAACGAGGAGAAGGCGCUUGGAUGGCUAGCCACGCGUUUUUCUUGCUUGCAAAAGGGACUGCUUGCUGCCGCUGAUCUUCAUAAAAGCAUCAUCGAAAAUCAAGAGGUCCUCGACAGGUACACAUUCGGUUUGCUACAGGACUACCUGCCGAAUGAGAUUGUCCUGCCUCUCAAGGCGAAGCUGAACAUCACCGAUGCGCCAGUAGAGGAAAGGAUAGAUCAAAGCUUUGCGAAGCGCAAGAGUGAAGCUUUUGAUGAUGAAUACGAGACGCUCAAGCCGGCGGCGAAGAAAGUCUUGAAAGAAUCGACGGCUCAAAAGCAACUGAAGGUCGCCAGCAAGGGCACCAAGAGCAUCUCGAGUUUUUUCAAUAAGAAA
Messenger RNA from Mesorhabditis spiculigera, 879 nucleotides. The record is from the annotation of a GenBank genome assembly. NCBI's taxonomy places the organism in Eukaryota, Metazoa, Nematoda, Chromadorea, Rhabditida, Rhabditidae.